Messenger RNA from Brassica rapa (field mustard), 4826 nucleotides. Its product is annotated as disease resistance-like protein DSC2. The record is from RefSeq and is a predicted model, not a curated record. Gene Ontology annotation, molecular function: ADP binding; ATP hydrolysis activity. Lineage: Eukaryota; Viridiplantae; Streptophyta; Magnoliopsida; Brassicales; Brassicaceae. Gene Ontology annotation, biological process: signal transduction; defense response.
CUUUUAUAUAGUAGGAUUACCUGAAUCUAUAAGGGUAUCCAAAAAAGUUGAAAAUUUAAAAAAUGAACUGGAAUAUCUGAAAAUAGUAUUUGAAUCUAAAUAAGCCACUCGAGCUGAUGCCCAAACCUAUCUAAAUCCCGAAACCUUGAACUAGAACAUUGUAUGCAUUCAAAGCUUGUUGUUCCUUUCUGAAAGAGGGCAAAAGCUAAAGAAACACAGGAAGAUAUCAUGAUGAAAUAAGAAAAAGGGGAGGAGCCAUUCAUAAUAAAUGGGAAGUUGAAGGAUUAUAAAUUUAUUAAAGUUAACCUUGUUAAAUCUUCCAUGAAUCUUCCUCUCCACUUGCUGCUUCUUCUUAUCUAUUGACUAUUUGGACUUUUUUCUGUGUUCUGUGUAAUCGUUGAAUAUUCCUCUCCACUUGUGUCUUCUUAUCUAUUUACUCUGUCUUUGGAUUCUUUUGUGUGGCUUUGCGUCAUCGUUGCUAUUUCUCUCUUUGCUGAAAAAUCAUUGUGAUCCUGUUCUUCAGUUUCUUGAGUGCUCUCUCUCUAAUUCAUGGCUUCUUCUUCUUGUCUCACGUGGAAGCAUAAUGUCUUCCCGAGCUUCUGUGGAGGAGACGUGCGCAAAGGCUUUCUUAGUCACCUUCUGAAAGAGCUCGAAAGCAAAGGAAUCAGUCCUUUUAUUGAUAAUAACAUUGAGCGGGGCCAGUCUAUCGCUCCCGAGCUCGUCCAAGCGAUCAAAGAAUCAAGGGUUGCUCUUGUCUUGCUAUCCCCUAACUACGCUUCUUCGAGAUGGUGUUUGGAUGAGUUGGUGGAAAUCAUGAAGUGCAGAGAAAGGGAGCAACAAACAGUGAUAACUAUUUUCUACGGAGUGGAUCCAUCUGAUGUUAGAAACCAGACCGGAGAUUUCGGAAAGGUCUUUAACAAAACCUGUGACGGAAGAACAGAAGGUGUUAAGGAGGCAUGGAAGAAAGCUUUGGUGGAUGUCGGCAAUAUAGCUGGUUAUGACUCCAGCAGAUGGGACAAUGAAGCUAAGAUGAUCGAAGAAAUUGCCGAAGAACUUAUGAAAGUGUUGAGGAUUACACCAUCAAAAGAUUUUGAUGACUUUGUUGGCAUGGAAGCUCGUAUCACGGAAAUAAAGUGCUUGUUGAGCCAACAAUCUGAUGCUAAAGUUAAGUUCAUUGGGAUCGUGGGUCCUGCUGGGAUUGGUAAGACGAGCACUGCCAGAGCUUUGUUCGACCGGUUAUCUCGCGACUUUGAGUUCAGCACGUUUAUUGAGGAUAUCAGAGGAAGUAAAGAGAUGCCUUCUCUCGGUGGCUCCCAUCAUAAGUAUCAGUUGGAUUGUCAGAAAGAAUUAUUGUCUCGGCUUUUCAACCAAAAGGAUAGUAAGGUUGGUCACUUGGGAGUGGCUGAACAAAGGCUGAGAGGCAAAAAAGUGUUGAUUGUUCUUGAUGAAAUGGACUGCUUGUUCAAACUAGAGGCAAUGGCAAAAAAGGCUGAUUGGUUUGGACACGGAAGUGUUAUCAUCAUUACAACCGAAGAUAGAAAACUUCUCGAGGCACAACGCAUCAAAUGGAUUUACAAUAUGGAACUUCCAGAUGAAGUUGAGGCAAUGCAGAUCUUAUGCCAAUAUGCUUUCGGUCAAAAGUCUAUAGAUUAUGGUCCUGCGAGGAUAAUUGCCAGAGCUUUGCACAACCAAUUCUAUCCUGGUAUCAGACGAUUUGAGAUCUUUUGCCAAUAUGCUUUCGAUCAAAAGUCUCAAAAUUAUGUUCCUGAGACGAGAACUGUCAAAGCUUUGAGCAACCAAUGCAUUCUUGAUAUCAGAGGAAGUAGUGAGAUGUCUUCUCUCCUUGGCUCUGAUUAUAAAUAUCAGUUGGAUUAUCUGUAUGAUUUUUAUGAGCUUGCUCAGGAAGUUACUGAACUUGCUGGUGGUCUGCCUCUGGCCCUGAGAGUCUUGGGAUCGUCCCUACGAGGAAUGUCUAGGGACGAGUGGAGAAAUGCACUACCAAGGCUCAAGUCUAGCCUUGACAAAGGAAUUGAAUCAAUUCUAAUGUUUGGCUACAACGGCUUACGUGAUGAUAAAGAUAGAACUCUUUUUCUGUAUAUUGCAUGUUUCUUUGUUGGUUUCGAGGUUGAUCGCAUUAAACAUUGUCUUGAAGAUUGUAAGUUACAAGUCGUCCAUGGGCUUCAGAACUUAGAGCAGAAAAGUCUCAUAUACACAGAAAACGGAUACGUAGGGAUGCACGCAUUACUGCAACAAAUGGGGAGAGAUAUUGUCAAGAAAAAGACGGAGGAGAUUGGAGAGCGACAGUUCUUGAUGGAUACCAAGGAUAUUUCUGAUUUACUUGAAGAUGAAGAUACUGGUACUGGAAAAAAAGUUAUAGGCAUAAAGCUACAAGCAUUGGGAGAGGAGGAAAUCCAAAUAAGCAAAAGUGCCUUCCAAGGGAUGAAGAAUCUCCAGUUUCUACUAAUCGACUAUAGGAACGUGCGCAUACGCGAAGGCCUCAGCUGUCUCCCCGACAAACUCAGACUUUUAGAGUGGCCCAGAUGUCCAUUGACAUGUUUGCCUUCCAAGUUCUCUUGCAAGUUUCUUGUCGAACUUAUCAUGACAAACAGCAAACUUGAGAAACUUUGGGAUGGAAUCAAGCCUCUCCAGCGCCUCAAGCGGAUGGUUUUGAGGGAGUCUCGGUAUCUGAAAAAAAUUCCAGAUCUCACAACUGCAACGAGUCUCGAGGAACUAGAUCUUCAUGGCUGCAUAAGUUUGUUAGAGCUCACAAGCACUAUUGCCUUUGCCACUAAGCUUACAAGGUGCAAACUUGGCGAUUGCUUUCGUUUGAAGGAGCUCCCCUCUUCUAUGGGUAGGCUAAUCAAUCUCGAGGUGUUGUAUAUGACUGGGUGUAGAAACCUCAACGAAUUCCCAAAUGUUCCUGACAGCAUUGAAGAGUUGGUGUUGAGCAAGACAAGGAUAAAGAAAAUUCCUCCAUUGAUUGUGAAUCUGUCUCGUCUGCGCAGACUAAUUAUGUGUGGAUGCAAGAAGCUGAAAAAGAUAUCUCGGAACGUUUCUAAGUUGGAGAAUCUUCAGUAUCUUGAUCUGAGUAACAGUGAUAAUCUUAAUAAUGGAUUUAAAGCAGUAAUCAGGUGGGAGGGCCCUGACUCGAAGCGCCGUUGGGAAUUACGAUCAGACUUCAAAGUUCACUACCUUUUACCGAGAUGUCUACCCACGAAGAAGGCCCUAUCAGUAUAUUUAGGGAGCUACAGUCGUCUAAAGACUAUUCCAGAUUGCAUCAUACGUCUCUCGGGACUCAUUAAGCUUUGCCCUUAUCUCGUAACACUUCCACCGCUUCCAGACUCCCUUAUAUAUAUAGAUGCAGAAGGCUGUAGAUACUUGAAGAGAAUAAAUUAUUCUUUUCAAAAUCCAGAUAUUUGCCUCAACUUCGCUGGCUGCGUCAGACUGAAUCAAAAAGCCAGAAAGCUUAUCCAAAAAUCAGCUUGCAAAUAUGCGGUCUUACCGGGUGAAGAAGUGCCUGCACAUUUCCCUCACCAAGCUACUUCAGGUUCCCUGACGAUCAAUCUGACACCAAAACUUCUUCCUUCAUCCUUGAGAUUCAAAGCUUGCAUCUUGCUGUCAGAUAGUGCUAUUUUUAAGAACAAGGGACUAAAGGGUGUUGUUGCUUGUCGUGUCAAGGGUAAACAGAAUGGCCUCACUAUCCAAUAUGGAUCAAAUCAGCACCAUAUGCCGUGUAGAUAUGAAAUAGCUAAAGACCAUCUGUAUAUAUUUGAAGAUUCUUUCUGUCUAAACCAGGAUUUCCCUGAAGCCGAAGAAGCCACUUUGAGUGAGCUUGUGUUUGAAUUCAUUUUCCAUUGUGAAAUCUGGGAGGUGAAAAGCUGCGGUGUACGACUUUUGUUCCCUGAUUCUAUUAUUGACAUAAAUGCAGCCAAUGAUGAUGAUGAUGAUGAUGGGAACAAAGUUGAAAGUGAUCAUGAUGAUGGUGACGAAGUUGAAAGUGAUGAUGAUGAAUCUAUGCUCGUACCUGGUGUACAAGUGCCUGCAAACUUCAUUUACCGAGCUACUUCAGGUUUCCUAAAGAUCAAUCAGAUUCCACAACCUCUUCCUCCAUACCUUAGGUUCAAAGCUUGCAUCUUGCUCUCAAGAGUCAAUAUUAAUUUCGAGGAUGAUGAAGAGGAUGUGUCUUAUGACGAUGAUGAAGAGGAUAAAUAUUUAUUGAUGCGUGUAUCUUAUAGGUUUAGGGGUAAACAGAAUGACCGAUAUGGAUCAUACGAGCGCGACAUGCCUUAUCUAUAUGGAUGUGACGACCAUCUGUAUACAUUUGAAUAUUGUUUCUGGCUAUACCAUGAUUGCCCUGAAGCCACUUUCAGCGAGCUUAUGUUUCAUUUCAAAGUUUUUUAUAACCUAUGGGAGGUGAAAGCCUGCGGUGUACAACUUUUGGAGGGCGAAGAAGAAUCUGGACGUGAUGAGGAUGAAGAUGAUGAUGGUGAUAAUGAUGAGGUUGAGGAGGAGAUACAGGAUGAUGUAGAUAAAACGCAAGGAGAAGAAUCUAGACGUGAUGAUGAUGGAGAGACAAGGAGCACGACGAGUGAGGUUCAGCCCUUCUGUAGGUAUAUGAAAUUGACAUGUUGUUAUAUUUUGUAAUCGUGUGCAAUAUAAUUUUCCAAGAAGAUAAGCUCAAUCUAAACACCCAGAGACAAUCAAUCUGGUGUUUAUUAAGGUUCCAAGAAAACAAUUGGACUUUAACAGUAAUAGCAAAGUUGCGUUUGUAAGAACAAUUUGUUUCAAGUAAUUCGUUGAUAAACAUACGAAGAUGCAUGAUUGUA